Messenger RNA from Aspergillus sclerotioniger CBS 115572, 222 nucleotides. RefSeq lists its product as uncharacterized. Lineage: Eukaryota; Fungi; Ascomycota; Eurotiomycetes; Eurotiales; Aspergillaceae. Bases 1 to 222 code for a protein of 73 amino acids. The record is from RefSeq and is a predicted model, not a curated record. The transcript is spliced from 2 exons.
AUGACUAUCCCUUACCCCUUGAUCGGCCCUGAAUCCUACGGCCUCGGUGCCUCGUCUCGUCGUCGCAGCAGCAGUCCCAGAAGUCUCGAUCAGAGUCACGUUGAAGCUGCGUUUAAGGAUAUGAAGAACGGAUCCGAGGAGCAUUUGGAUUCUUGCAGCAAGUCGUCGACUAGUGGACAUGGUUGGAGAGCUAAGUUUUCGCGGAAGUUCUUUCACUUCUAA